Messenger RNA from Porites lobata, 941 nucleotides. NCBI's taxonomy places the organism in Eukaryota, Metazoa, Cnidaria, Anthozoa, Scleractinia, Poritidae. The record is from the annotation of a GenBank genome assembly.
AUGUCAUUGGCAUAUGCUGCUAAGAGAACUUCUUACAAGUAUGAUUGUAAUUAGUUGAUAAUUUACUUAUAUUGCACAAGUCAUGGAUAGACUUAAUUUCUUAGGCCCAAAUGUAUUUUUAUUAUAUAAUAAUAAUAAUUGUAAGUUCACAAGCAAAGUACUACUGCAACUGUUGAAUCCAGGAGGGGAUCACAUGUGAUAGAACUGUAUGUAUGGGGGGAGGGUGAAAAAGGAAGUGUUUCAAGAAGACAGUUUCAGUUGUUAUGCCCCGUCUUUGUCAAGGGUCUCUAAAAUUCCAAGGUGGGCAUCAUUAGUGACAUAAUUGCUGCAUAAUUUGGAGUGGUGGGUGUGGGGAAGUUGAUUUAUAGAUGUAUGUCAAAGAAACACCAGCUUUAUUUAUUGGGCAAGCAAACGCGUAAAUUUUGCUUCUUCUGCAAAUGUGCUCCAUACAAUUUUUCAUUGAGAACAUGCCCACUUGGAGAUUCUAAAUUUCUUUUGUCAAGUUGAAAAAUAGUUGACGUUUUCAAGAGAAAAAUCAUAUCUCUGUGUCACCAUGUAACAUCCUGUUCUAUCUCUGUAACAGGUACAAGUUUUACAAGGCAAGAAAGCAGCUAGCAGCAAUCGAUUGGAAUUAUCAUCUUGACAGAAAAGUUGCUGUGGGAUCAAAAGGGGGGGAAGCAAGAUAUAGCAGGAAAUACAAUCAACCCACAAAAGAGUGGAACACACGGAUCAUAAAAGUAGACAAGGAUUAUGAUUACGUUCCCGUAAUAAUGGCCAAAGUUUUUCGCCGACGCAUGGAAGAUGUCUUUCAUAUAGACAGACACGUGUCCCUAUCAGAAAAUGAUCCCGAGAGAAUAGCGUCAACCAUUGCCCACACGGCUCCCGUAUCUUCUAAGGAAUUGUUUCAAAGACAUCAGACAAGGUUUCAAACUAAGAAAUAA